AGUCUCGUCCCGCAACCAUCCGCAGACCCUCACGAUCCGCUGAACUGGUCGACCAAGUGGAAAUGGAUGGCGAUGAUCUCCCAGCUUCUUGCUGCGUUCGUGUCAUGCUCGUCUGCGUUAUCGAUGAGCCCGAUGUUCCCGUACUUUGCCAAAGAGUUCGACCUCAACGACACCCAGCUUCUGCUCCUCACCGGCGUGUGUAUCCUCGCUUUUGCCUAUGCCAACUUUGUUAUCGUCCCGUGUUCGAACAUCUUUGGCCGACGCAUGACUUUCUUGGUGUUUACCGCGAUCAGCGUCGCCUCGUAUAUCUGGCAGGCUCGGGCGACAUCAUACCCCAGUUUGCUGGUAGCCCGGGUAUUGAAUGGGAUCGGGGCUGCAACCAAUGAAACCAUGCCCGUGCAGAUCAUCGCAGACAUGUUCUUCCUGCACGAGCGCGGACGCUGGAUGAUGGCCUAUUUUUCAACCACCUCCUUGGGCGCGUAUCUUGGGCCAGUCAUCUCAGGCAAUAUCACCCAACGCUUCGGCUGGCGCAGCUUCUUCUGGCUCUCCCUGGCUCUCACCUGCUUCAACUUUUUCACCAUCCUGCUCUGCUACCCGGAGACGAAAUUCCAACGAGACCAGUGGCAACUCCGCCAGGCCUGCGACCUCUCCCUCCCAUCCAAACCACCCACCCCAAAUCCCACUCACCCACCCCCCCCUCCCACCCCCCAACACAGCACCCCCUCCCGCGCCCAAUUCACCCUCUACCACCCCCCCGACCCGCACUACAAAACCCUCCUCCUCCGGGACCUCCUCACCCCCCUCCGCCUCAGCACCUACCCCAUCAUCCUCUGGACCAGCCUCACCGUCUCCGGCACCGGCAACCUCAUCCUCCUCUGGAACCUGACCGAAUCCACCAUCUUCAAUGCCCCGCCCUACAACUUCACCCCCAGCCAAGUCGGCUACAGCAACUUCUCCUUCGUGAUCGGGGUCCUCUUCGGCCUGCUCACCGCCGGCCCCCUCUCCGACCACCUCACCAUCACCCUCACAACCCGCAACCGCGGCAUCUACGAAGCCGAAAUGCGUCUCCUCGCUCUCCUCCCCUUCCUCGUCAUCCUCAUCGUCUCCGUCCUCAUCGGUGCGAUCGCCAUAGCGCGUCUCUGGCCCUGGCCUGUCAUUCUGGUCAUCGGGUACGGACUCAGUGGGUUAUUUAGUGCCGCAAUCGCGAGUAUUGUGGUGGCGUAUGCGGUGGACUGUUAUAAGCCCGUGGCGGGGGAGAUUAUGGUGGUGGUGACGGUGGUGAGGAAUACGUGUGGGUUUGGGAUGAGUUGGUGGGUGCCGCGGUUGGUGGCGAGGAGGGGGUUUUUUGUGGCGGCCAUGGUGCAGUUUGCGGUGACGGUGGGGCCGUUGGUACUUGGG
Molecule: messenger RNA, 1398 nt
Organism: Aspergillus ibericus CBS 121593
Lineage: Eukaryota; Fungi; Ascomycota; Eurotiomycetes; Eurotiales; Aspergillaceae
Product: MFS general substrate transporter
Exons: 4
Biological process (GO): transmembrane transport
Molecular function (GO): transmembrane transporter activity
Source: RefSeq, a predicted model, not a curated record